This is a messenger RNA of Amoebophrya sp. A25, 5518 nucleotides long. NCBI's taxonomy places the organism in Eukaryota, Dinophyceae, Syndiniales, Amoebophryaceae. The record is from the annotation of a GenBank genome assembly.
CGCGUCGGCGACGCUUGCGGUCAAAAAUGGAGGCCGUGGCGGACAAUACCUACUACGAAAUUUGGAACGCCAGAUGGCAACCUUGGCUGCACCAGUUGAUCGACGACGCGGAAUGGCCAGUGAUAGACGCUCUUGCCCACACUGUUGGAACCUCUUGCUCUCCUUGCUAUCCGGAACAUCAGAAAGUCACGCUGUUCCCAUGCUCUUUCUUGGAUGUGGGUUGUGCCAGAGCGAGGCUGGAGAGAAGGUAACGGCAGCCAAGCAUGCUUACUGUAGUACAGGAACACCUGCUUAAGUAAUUUUUGUAAUACAAUAGCCAAGUAGUUCUUCUUGGUCACAGAAGAUAUGCUGGAAGUUUUUAGGUAGCUUGUGCUUGUCCUACUUUCAUCCCGGAAAUAGAAAUUGAGAAGUAUUAUCAAAGAUUUUGUUUCAUCCACCCGUAGUUUUUCUAACUACCGAAUAAGAAUCGUCGAAAUCGUUUCCUCAGUUUCAGCUUCACUCAUCAGGCUCCUUUCUAUCGCGCCACGUGAUGAAGACUUGCACUUCGUACACGUAGCAGAACAUAGAUUCGACACGCUGCCAGAAAUUCUCUUCGAUCUCUCAAACGAAAGCCCAGUCUUUGCAAAGAUUCUUGCAGACCUUGAUGAUCAUGAUGAUUAUCAUAAUCAUAUUUUUCUUGGCGAAGAUAGAAGCCAUUCUGCUUCUACAAAAGUCCCAGGUGGACAAGGUGAACAACUACAUGCUGACGUUCUGCGGGAAGAUGGUUUUGCGGCUGAUAGUGCUAUGGUUGGACUCGAGGACCAAGUAAGUAACAGAAUUACUUCCUCUGGCCAUCUUGUACAAUCCUCACGAACAAGCAGCAGACCUUGCAGACUAGUUCUUUUCCUUACUGCAGAUUUUCCUGCAGAAAGCUCGACUGGCGAAUGCGUUGCAUCCGAUUUUUUUGAGUUGCUGCAUAAGAUCUCGGCAGUACUUGGCAUCUCAGUGAAAGUGUUGCAUGUUGGCUCUUCUGUACUGCCAAGAUACGAAGACACGCAUCACAUGAGGCUUCGACAGCUCUGGUACGGUGCACCCGAAAAGUUCGAGACACAUUAUUGGGAACGACCUGAUAACGCUUUUUCGAGAGUGGAGCAAGUGGGUUCUUCUACAUCAAUAGCUGGAAGGACCGCUGUGUCAGUGCUAGAAGACCAAGAAGACGGACAAGGAAGUGGACAGGCUCUUCUUCAGUCCUCCUCAUCAUCUUCUUCAUCUUCGUCGUCCUCCUCCUGGGCUGCAACCGUCACCGCAUCAUCAAGCUCAUCUGCAGCAAGCGCUAGCGCUCCCUCUACGAAAGUUUGCGCGUUUUGUCUGCCAUCCGACCGCAGACAGGAGUUGGUGCGCGACAUGCUACACAUGGUGCAAACCGACUUCAUUGUGCCGCUUCUGAUCCCACCUGCGGUCGUCCGUCAGUGGCUAGCGUGCAUUGCGCAUAGAAAUUGGGACCCUCUCCUCGUGUGCAAUUGGAUCGCGUCUUACGUGCACACUUGGGUCUUUUCAGAUUCAAAGGCAGGCCUUCCACCAGAUUGGUUCCGCCCCAUGCAUAGUGUGGAACGCAGAUUGCGUCUGAAGUUCUUCAAUAACCGAACGCAGACGAAGGAAGAUUUGGUACUUCCUAACUAUGAUCAUGAUGUUAUUUUACAAAUUCCUUGUUCUCCGAGUACUUGUUCUAGUACAACUGUAGUUGCAUAUACAACAGCAAUUCAUUCAUUUCUGUUUGUUGUAUUGCGACCACUACUACUACUAGAAUUCUUGUGUCAUCGUCAUGACAUCAACCAAGCAGAAACACUAACACAAGAAUCCACGUUCAUUAUAUUAACAGGCACUCCUUGCACAAAAGCAUGCAUCGAUUCGGGUAAACCCCUUUCUGGGUCUUCUUCGGAUCACAGAGGGUCAAGUUUGUCGGGAAACAGGAACGACGAACCCACUGCAAGAACUUUUUCGAGAUACGGCGAUUGCAGAAGUCAAAACAUACUGCAAAGCCUUGACUGAGGCAGCUUUCUCCAGCGGCGCAGGGAAAUCUUGUGAUACUAGAGAUGACAGUAGCUCCUUGGCGCCUCUACACCUGCAGGAGAAGAUGAAGAACAAUGCUGGUGUCGAGAAGAGCGCGAUGUUUUUCAACGACAGGCGAAAGGCUGUGGCCACACCUCAAAGCUUUAGCGGCAGCUACACGGGCAUUGCCGCGUCCUCGAACCUGCAAACUACUGCAGUCGAAUCAUCCAACAGUAGUACAACUAGAGUUGUAGAAACUGCAUCCUUGCUAAAGAGGCGUCCUGGAGGUGGUCGUGGAGGAAACAUGUUGAAGGGCGCACCAGUCCACCUAGAUGAAGAUGUUGACGCUACUAGUGCCAAUGCCAAUCAGUUGAACAUAUUAGAACAGCCUCCUUCAAAUGCUGAAUCGAGCCGAAAUAGAACGCCGGAUGUGAAGAGGAAAGAAGCUGGUAAAAGUGGCAAGGGCACGCCAUCAAACUCUACUCUACUGAAGAAAACAAGGGGUCGUACUCCUAAGGAGGAUGAACUUGUUGAUGAAAAUGACGAUGAAACUGGGCUUGAACCACCAAGCAAGAAACGCGCUAGAAGCCGCGGACCAGCGGAGGCUUCUAGGGCAAGCAGGACUAGAGAUGAGAAGAGUCCUCUUGCUGAAGUACUGGAUCAACCUACUUUGAAGACACCAACACGAGGCGAGAAGAACAAAACCCCUGCACGAGGACGCGGUGCCACACCAAAGCAGAAUACUCCGUCAAGGGCGCGAACGCCGACAGCGAAGAGCGGGGUGAAGAGUAUGAAAAGCUCUUGGACUCCUUCACGCAAAGAGCCAGUGGUCGUGGUGCUAGAUGAUGAAACAGCAGAGGAGCAAGAACCCAAUCAACGAGCAAGGGUGGAAUCUGCAUCUUCUUCGGGUAUGUUUCUUUUACCAAGAUGUACUAGAACAACAACCACAACCACGACGAGAGGACAGGCGGUCCUCGACGAACAUCAAAGCAUGAUCAGCAAUGAUCUCGAGCCGCAUCAUCUACUGAGCGAUGCUAGUAGAGCAUUGUUGGAGAAGAUGCGAGCGCCAGCUGACGCAGUCUUCGAAGACCAUGUUAACAGUCUCGCAGACCUAGCGAUGCACUUGGACUUAGAGGAAGAAGAUGAGAAGAAAAACAGAAACACUAACAUUUCUGGUGCAAGUUCGUCAUCUCAUGAAGAGCAGCCGCCCUUAGAUCAUCAUCAGCAUCUUCUCAAUAAAGUCAAAUCCCUUCUAUUAACCGCACAAACCCACUUGCUGGGUACAGCGCGCUUGAGCUUCCUUGCGGCAUUUUACGAAACCUACUUACCUCAACUUGAGGUGGACAGAAAGCAUCACCUGGGAGACUCGGAAUUUGAGGCUUUCCUGUCCUUGUCAGAAGCAGAAGAAUCGGCUUGGAAGCGUGACGACUUAACUCAUUUCCGGCAGUUGUGUGGUCGGUUCAUUUAUGCUUUUGCAAAUAGUAUACGUAAUGGUGUUUUCUUGUAUACUAACGUACAACAAGUACUACAACUUCGUUUUACAACGCUUGUUUUGCGCACGAGCUAAUCUUGACUACAACUAACUUCUCAUUUUCAGUUGUAGGUAGAAGCGGUCCAUUCUCUAGUUCGACAACAACAUUGCUUCUUCACAUAAGUACUUACUGUCUUACAAAGCAAAUACGCCGUCGAAUCUCCUCCUUCAUACCUCGGGCGGUGCCAACGAGACUGAUAUCGCGAAUUUUACACAGCUCUUUCAAGAGGAAUGCGGUUUGCUAACAGGCGGAACUAGUUGUACUGACUCCGACAUCUCCGCAGCGAAGCAAUUGCGCUGGCUCUUUGAGUCUCCAGAAAUUUGGGAGUCUGGCUCAGCUCAUCAAAGCAUUGAGAACAUUUUGGAUACGACGAAGAUGAGGAUGACGAAUAGCACGACCUCCACUUCUAACCUUUCCAUCACCGCAACCAACACAGUAUCUCCAUACCUACACGAUCGCGCUCCAGGACCAUGUCGGUUGUUCUCCUGCAGUGAGCGAGAAUGGAAACUGUGCGCUUCGAGAGCAUUUGUUAUGAUGAAUAUCAACUUGGCCACAACAACGAAUUAGAAGAAAUAAUUUCCACUUGUUGAGUUGAUGUAGGAGGUAUCUAUAAAUAUCAUAGGUGAAAUAAAAUAAAAGAUUAACAUGUGAAUGUGAUCCUGCACCUAGUCUCUUUAACCUCGAGCUCGAUCAAUACCAGACUGAGCACUCUUCAUCUACUUCCUCCUCGUCCUCUAAUUUUAGCGACUUUGGCUACAGUGUUCGCUUGCUGGAGCUGUGCGGUACUCGUGUGCCAUUGCGCGAACUAAAUCCAGUAAGUUUGGCCCAGCUCUGCUACACGAAUCUCGUACAUGCACCUACGAGGGCGCAAACAAUUUUGAAAUCAGGAAGUUUGGGUCGCGUCUGGUACACACCGGCACCUGAGAUACAGAUGCUUCAAUUAUGGAGACGUGGUUGUUUUUUUCAAAAUGAUGUUCGCUGAUGAUGUAUUGGGUUCUUUUCAUAUUUUUCAGAGUCAAAAAUGUGCGACAUAGCACCAUAAGUAUACAACUAGCUUGCGGCACACCAUUCGGGUGGGCAUCUUUUUCCUCUAACUCAAUACGGUGAUGAAUCAAACAAGCAGGGAGGCGUCUUUGCCGACGACGAUGGCCUUCUGGGUGAUGCAGGGUCACCUGAUAAGCUCGCCGGCGCACACGCCAUCACGAGUGAAGCGGAGGAGGUAGCGACGUCUUAUAAUUUGAUUCGAUGAAAGUAGGAACAUCAGAAAAUAAGCUAACAACAAUCAGCGGAUUAGCUUGCGACUCUGCAAGAUACAUACUGACUUUUUUCUCAAGAAGAGAAAGAGUUUCUUGAAUUCUAAGGCCAAUGAGAAUGUUUGCACCGUAAAAUUUAAAUUACUUCGUCUACUAUGACUUGCUCAGGAUCAAGAUUUCAAUGAAUCCUUCACCAGCUCCUCCAUUCAACAUGAGCACAGACAUGCUAUUAUUGUCCACAUCACCGACUCAACAAACGCCCCCCAGCGCCGCCUGCUCGAGGAGCAAGAGCGCCGUUUGCGAGAGAGGAAUAAGACGCCACAGGGUAAUCGUAAAGGCGGCGUGCUAAAAACCCCACCUCCGAUGAAGCAGACGCCUCAAGCCAUGAAGAAAACUCCACGUCAACAGAAACUAGGUGGUGUCAAAUUUGGGACCAACUCCAAGUUGUCAAUGUGGAAUGCAUAGAAGAUCAUCAUCUUGUACUCAGCAUCAAUAUACUUUUCCUAGUUAGCUUGGCUCCACCAAUAUAAUAUACUACUACAAGAAUAAGAAGUCAAGGACAUGCACCUCACAUUUAAUAGGAAAGCAGAAGCAGGUCUCGGUCUGGUCGUAAUCUUUUGAUCUUGAAGAUGUUGUCUGUUUCUGUUCGUUCCCCUUCCUUAUAAGCUCCUUCGUUGAUGACAUCAGACGGCUCAGAGAAUUUAU